This is a messenger RNA of Drosophila pseudoobscura, 942 nucleotides long. RefSeq lists its product as uncharacterized. The coding region runs from base 16 to 831 and encodes 271 amino acids. The record is from RefSeq and is a predicted model, not a curated record. Lineage: Eukaryota; Metazoa; Arthropoda; Insecta; Diptera; Drosophilidae. The transcript has a single exon.
UAAGCAGAUAACACGAUGUGUCACGGCUUGCUUUGGUUUGGGUUUGGUUUGGCUCUGGCUUUGGGGCAUGAUAAGCAGAAACUAAUGCAAUCGCUGGCAGACGAGACACGGCCCCAUGAUGCCUCUAAUCUCACGUACCUGCCCCCAGUUGUAGGCGUCCAAUUACAGUCGUCGAAGACUCUGCUAACGGCUAACGGUCUUGCCAAAGAUCAAUGGAGCAUCAGUGCGAAAAUGGUCAACCACCUGCCGACACGACUUCUUCUGAUCACACUGCUGAUGGCUCUCGGCUCCUGCCACGGCACGCAGGCUUCAGAUGAGGCGGAUGCCAAAUGGAUGGCUCCGCUCAAACAGUACGGAUGGAGUGCCAGCCACCUGAAAAACAGAGUGGAGCACGGCGACUUUACCACCUUCGAGCUGGGCACACCCAACUACCAGAUACUCAAUCCGGAGGAUGAGCCCGAGUACAUCACGGCGGAUCAGCCCCACUACCAGGAGAUGCUGCGACGGCUGACCAGCGCCCAGAGCGGUACGGACACCAUCGAUGUGGCUGUGGCUGGCGGCCCUCGUAUCCCCCAACCUACGCCCAAUCCGCCAAUCUACGCACAAGCGCAAUUUAAGGACCAUUUGAAUGUUCCGUCGCAGCGUAAGCUCCAGGCCGGAAUCAGAAUCAGUCACUGGGAGAAGUUAAAGAAGAAGCGCAGCUUCUAUGAUGGAGAGGAAGACGAGGAUGCUGUGGAGGCCGAGCCAUUGGAUGAACAGAGUUUGCAUCCGAAAAUACAGGUCUAUGCCGGGGCCAGACCUUUCCAAAAUCGUGUGACGAAUCUAAGUUGAAGUUCCCUCUGUGACCCAUUCAGUCUUUCUCUCAUAUUUAUUCUUUAUUUUGUUUUAAGAUCUAAAAAAAUGAUACGCGUUUAAAUGAAUAAAUUACAGUCGGAAUUCGUA